Molecule: messenger RNA, 1762 nt
Organism: Ostreococcus lucimarinus CCE9901
Lineage: Eukaryota; Viridiplantae; Chlorophyta; Mamiellophyceae; Mamiellales; Bathycoccaceae
Product: MOP(MATE) family transporter: multidrug efflux
Exons: 1
Coding region: 1-1683 (560 amino acids)
Biological process (GO): transmembrane transport
Cellular component (GO): membrane
Molecular function (GO): xenobiotic transmembrane transporter activity; antiporter activity
Source: RefSeq, a predicted model, not a curated record
AUGCCGACGGCCCGACCGCGCGCGACCGACGACGCGACGGCGCGCGACGCGCGGACGCGGGCGCGGCGCACGAUCCUGGGCGUCGAUCGAGCGACCGGGGAAGCGAUUCCGGACUGGGACGAGUGCGCGGAGUGGCGGGCGCGGGCGCCGCCGAGCGCGGAGACGCUCGAGCUGCUGGACGCGUCGAUUUUCGCGCUCGCGCUGCCGGGCGUGGCGGAGCUGCUGUUGGAUCCGGUCAUGGGCGCGGUGGACACGGCGUUCAUCGGAAGGCUGACGGGAGACGGCGCGGCGGAGGCGCUGGGGGGGUUGGCGGUGAGCACGACGUGCUUUACGUUUUGCUUCAAGUUGUUUAACUUUUUAGCCGUCGUCACGGGACCGCUCGUGGCGGCGAAAAUAUCGGCGAGCGGGGGGCGGGAUUCGGCGGAGGGGCGGCGGGCGGCGAAGAAGACGGUCGGGAGCGCGAUGGCGCUCGCGCUCGCGCUCGGGUUCGCGACGAUGGGGAUCAUGGAGGUUUUCACGGAUGAUUUAUUGGCGUUUUGCGGGGCGAGUCACGAGGCGUUGCUCAACCCGAGCGAAGAUUUGCUUCCCGACGCCGACGUGCCGACGAUAAAGGGGAUGUUGGAGUACGGGGAGGAUUACUUGCGAAUUCGCGCCGCGUCUUUGCCCGCGUGCUUGAUCGUCAUGGUGGGCGUCGGCGCGUUUCGCGGGUUGUUGGACACGCGGACGCCGCUCUACGUCGCCGUCGUCACGGAAAUUUUCCACCUCGGCUUGGAUCCGUUUCUCAUUUACGGCAUCGGCCCGUUCCCGGCGUUCGACGUCGCCGGCGCGGCGACGGCGACGACGGUAGCGGAAUGGGUCGGCGCGAUUUGGUUUUGGAAGCUCAUGAUGGAUGAGGAGAUUUUAGAUUUUCAAUCCGUCUUUCGUCUGCCAGACGAGUCCAACGACGACUUGGGUACGCUCGUCAGCGGAUCGACGUCGCAGCUCGCGCGAACGGUGCUUUUACAAACCGUACUCGUUCGCGCCACGUCGACGGCGGCGAUGCUCGGCGCCGCGGGCGCGCAUCAAGUGUGUUUGCAGGCGUGGUGGGUCACGCUGUUUGGCUUGGACUCUGUCGCCGUGAGCGCGCAGGCGUUGGUUGCUGCGAGUCUCGGGAAAAAUGACGUUCCCGGCGCGCGCAUCGCUGCCGAUCGAGCGCUGAGCUGGGGCGUCGGCGCGGGCGUUCUCGUCGGCGUCGUCGUGUUCUUGUCCGCCGAUCAGUUGCCGUAUAUAUUCACCAACGACGCCGAAAUCGCCGCGCAAGCGGCGACGCCGAUACGCAUCUUAUCCCUCUUGCAGCCGCUCAACUCCGCGGUUUUCGUCGGCGACGGCGUGUUUCAAGGAAGCGCGGAUUUCGACUUCCUCGCCAAAGCCAUGGCUAUUUCCGCGGGAGGGGGCAUCUUAGCGCUGACGGCGGCUGGGCAAAUGGAAGGCGCUUCGCUCACGUCGGUGUGGCUGGGGAUGGCGACUUUGAUGUUCGGUCGAGCCGCCACGCUCGGUUGGCGUUAUUUCAAGGACGACGAGUCUCCACUCUACGUCACGCCAUUCGAGUGCGCGGUUUACUAUGACGAUUUACCGAGCGUGGACGUCGACUUCGUCGACGUCGACGCGAAGGUUUCGAAAGACGAGACGACGAAGCCGCGAUGAGCGUUCCUCGACGACGACGACGCCGACCCGCGUUGUCGUUCUUGUCGUUGUUCUCGUUGUUGUUGUACAGUACAAACGU